AUGGGCAGAUACUCGACAGACCCGGAGAACCCGACGAAGUCGUGCAAAGCGCGCGGAUCUAACCUUCGCGUGCACUUCAAGAACACGCGAGAGACGGCUCAGGCCAUCAAACGGAUGGCAUUACGUCGGGCGCAGCGCUACCUGAAGAACGUGAUCGACCAGAAGGAGAUCGUGCCCUUCAGGCGCUUCAGCGGCGGUGUCGGCCGCAAGGCUCAGGUGAAGGCCUUCGCCGGCACAACACAGGGCCGGUGGCCCGAGAAGAGCGCCGAGUUUUUGCUCCAACUGUUGCGCAACGCCGAGAGUAACGCCGACUACAAGGGUCUGGAUGUGGACCGACUGGUCAUCGAACACAUCCAAGUGAAUCGGGCGCCGAAGAUGAGACGCCGCACGUAUAGAGCGCACGGACGCAUCAACCCAUACAUGUCCAGCCCGUGUCAUAUCGAAGUGAUCCUCUCCGAGAAGGAACAGGUGGUCAGUAAGCCGUCGGCCGCUGAGGACGACGCGGCCUCUCCUAAGAAGAAGUUGUCGAAGAAGAAGAUGGCCCGACAGAAGCUGAUGCAACGCGAGUAG
Molecule: messenger RNA, 570 nt
Organism: Medioppia subpectinata
Lineage: Eukaryota; Metazoa; Arthropoda; Arachnida; Sarcoptiformes; Oppiidae
Source: the annotation of a GenBank genome assembly